This is a messenger RNA of Diachasmimorpha longicaudata, 3092 nucleotides long. RefSeq names its product nuclear factor NF-kappa-B p100 subunit (gene Rel). The record is from RefSeq and is a predicted model, not a curated record. Gene Ontology annotation, biological process: regulation of DNA-templated transcription. Gene Ontology annotation, cellular component: cytoplasm. Gene Ontology annotation, molecular function: DNA-binding transcription factor activity, RNA polymerase II-specific; protein binding; RNA polymerase II cis-regulatory region sequence-specific DNA binding. NCBI's taxonomy places the organism in Eukaryota, Metazoa, Arthropoda, Insecta, Hymenoptera, Braconidae. The coding region runs from base 140 to 2890 and encodes 916 amino acids. The transcript has 5 exons.
CCAACAACUACGAGUCAGAUUGUGCGUGUUACUCCAACCGAUCGUAGCUUCAUUAUUUUAUCAAUACCCGAGUGUCUAUAACCAAAAGAUUUACACUGGUGUCGUUCCAUCUCAUUUUCUUCAAAAUCACUGGUCAAUAAUGCCUGAGAAAUACGACAAUAUUAAUUUCCUGCAGAAUGCACUCGCCGACCCUCAGAGUUUUUACAAUUACGAUAUCUCAAUUGCGUCGGCUCACAUGCCGGUGACGACUCCAUAUAUGAAUUCUCCGGAGUCAUCUUGCAUGGCGUCACCAAUGACGGUAUCAUCUCCUGAAGACUUGGACUUCCUGGGAUCGUGUUCUGAGAGCACUCUUCUAAGGCUGGGAGAACCUGGAGGUUUUACUGCUGAACCUAUGGAUCCACCAGAAAUCAAAAUCCUGGAUCAGCCAGUUGAGAAAUUUCGAUUUAGAUACAAAUCAGAGAUGAUGGGGACACAUGGGAGCUUAUCAAGUGCCAGCUCCACGUCGAGAAGGAAGCGACAGGUGCCUACUGUGAAGCUGUUAAAUGGAAUAGGCACGAUGAUAAUUCGAUGCACAAUCGUUACAAAGAAUACGGAACGCCGAAUACCUCAUGCUCAUCACCUGGUAAAACGUGUGGGGAAUGACGAGCGUGACAUUCCCUACGAGAUCGAAGUGUCAGAAGAAAACGAUUACAUCGCCUCCUUCGUAGGCAUGGGCAUAAUUCACACUGCAAAGAAGCACAUAAAAGACGAGUUAAUGAAGAAGAUGAGGGCCGAGAAGCUCGAGGAAAUUCGCCGAAGGGACCCAAACAGAACUUCCCUGAAUGUUCGCGAAGAUACUGAGAUACGAAUGGAGGCAGACUCUGCCCAAAAGUGGAUGGACCUGAACAGUGUUGCGCUAUGCUUUCAGGCCUUCGUUAAGAACGAACACGGAGUUAUGGAACCAAAGAGUCAGCCUGUCUACUCGAAUACAAUCAACAACUUGAAGAGCGCCUUAACUGGAGAGCUUAAAAUCUGCCGAAUUGAUAAAUACGCGAGCAGUUGUGCUGGCAACGAGGAAGUUUUUCUCCUGGUGGAAAAAGUGGGAAAAAAGAAUAUUAAAAUCAAAUUCUUCGAAUUGGACGAUAAGGACAACGAGAUUUGGACAGACUAUGGUAAAUUUUCGGAACUCGAUGUGCACCACCAAUACGCAAUUGUUUUUCGUACACCUCCUUACAAAGACAGAGAUAUUACAGAGUCAAAGACGGUUUAUAUUCAAUUGGAGAGACCGACUGAUGGUGAUUGCUCAGAGCCCAUGCAGUUCACUUACAAACCGAUGAAUAAUCUCCUCCAGAGGCCCACAAAACGCCCACGAAUGUCAUAUUCAGAGAGUGUUGAUUUGUCCAACAUGAUAGACUCAACAACAACAAUGUCAAAUCAUGCUUUGGCCACGUGGAAGUCUGUCAUCGCACCCAUGACAGUCAGCGAACGAUCAGCAGAAUUGAAAAAAUUAUUGGAUGAGAAAUGUGAUUCUGCUGAGUUUCGAGAUUGCCUCGCCAACAUUAAUCUGGAAGAGUACAUGGCAUUGGACGAUGAUCCCCAACUACAAUUUGUACCCAUGUUAGAGACAGAUGGGCCACAACAUCGAGCUACUCCAGAAGGUUCAAACUUUGCAAUUAAUAUUUUGAAAAGAGCAGUUGAAUCACUCAAGAACAAUUCUAAACUUGAUGAGAAUGUGAUAAAGAUACUGAAGGAGAGAACUUCUUACGGUGACACUCCACUUCACGCAGCUAUUCGCCAUCACCAGAGGGACAUUGCCAAAUACAUUCUGACACUCAUAGCUGGAUAUCCAGAGUUGAAUGAUCUCGUGAGCAUCGAGAGUGCAUCAGGAAAGACUCCCCUUCACUACGCAGUUAUUCUCAAUCAAGCUGACAUUGUUCGAGCUCUUUUACUUUUGGGAAGUGAUCCCAAUGCUUGCGACAGUCAUGGCUCCUAUGCUCUUCAUGAAGCUGUCAAGCAGCCUGAAAAUUGGCAGUGUGUCGAUGCAUUGAUAAAAGGUAAUGUCAAUAUUGAGCAGGAUAAUGAUGCUGGCUGGACUGCACUCCAAUUGGCAGCUGAGGCUGGCUCUGUGCCGGCCAUUAAGUUGCUUGUCAAAGCUGGUGCUGAUGUUAAUAAAUCAGAGCGGUCAUAUGGACGAACUGCAUUGCACAUUGCUGUGGAGGGGGGACACAUCGAUAUUGUCAAAUAUUUUCUCGAGAACACACGUGUUAAUGUUAAUCAACAGAACUUCGGGGGAAAUACGGCACUACAUGCUGCGGUUGUUGAUACAGGCAAUCGUGCUCGAGAACUCUGCAAGUUACUCACCAAAUAUGGAGCUGAUCCAUCCAUUAGGAAUAACCAGAGAGCAUCUCCAAUUAAUCAUGCUAAUGAGGAGGAGGAGCAUGAUGGAUCUGAGGAUAUUAAGCAGGAGACCGAUUCCAAUGAUGAGGAUGAUCUUGAUGGACAAUCGUCUUUUGACCUUGCAACGAAAAAUAAAGAUGUCAGUGAUAUUUUUUCGUCUGGUAUUGAGUCCAACAAUGCAGAGUUCGAGGUCAAAAUCAAGGAGGAGAUUAUGGAUGCGGAUAAUGAAGGAGAUCUCGAUUGGCUUGAGUUGGAUGAAAUAACGGAUUUGGGAAAUAUUUUGGAAAGUAAUAAUGGCUGGAAGUCACUUGCUCAACGACUUGGCUGCCAUACAUUUCUUUCGAAUGCCUUGGAAAAGUCGGGGGCUAGUCCUGCGUUAACCAUUCUAACAUUUGCACAGGUUCAGGGGUUUACCAUGAGCACAUUGUUGGAUUUGCUGGUGGAUUUGAAGCAAAAGGAAGCUGCGAAGUAUAUCGAAAAUGUCAUAAGGAAGAAGGCUGAUGGCGCACGAUAAAAAUAAAAUCAUCUCGAUAAAUUUAAAGCAGUCAUUAUAUCAUCAUCUCUCUUAACUAUUUUUUUCCACUGCACAUUGUCCAUGUCUAAACUUAUUUUAUUUUUCCAUUAAUAGUUUAGUAAGGAUUAUGAAAUCAUGCUAUUACCACUCUUUAUAUGAAGAAUAAUUGAUCGAUAUUAUAUAUGUUAUACAAAAGAUGAAA